Molecule: messenger RNA, 4234 nt
Organism: Talaromyces proteolyticus
Lineage: Eukaryota; Fungi; Ascomycota; Eurotiomycetes; Eurotiales; Trichocomaceae
Product: putative translation regulator
Exons: 1
Coding region: 271-3993 (1240 amino acids)
Molecular function (GO): protein binding
Source: RefSeq, a predicted model, not a curated record
GCUACCCCGAGCUUUUGGCCACUCAAUUCUUCUCUUAUCUGCUACAAUAUUUCCUUUGUAUCCUCCCCGAAACGCUAAAUUCACUCUUGAUUAGCAAUUGUUCUGCGAACGGUCGUAAUAACCAAGCUCGCUAAUUUCAGAAAUAACUGCUCUAGUUCGGACUACCUCACCAUAGCCAUGCUAUUACACCCCUAGAACGAUACCGACAUGCUUCAUCCAGGGAUAUAGUUAUUCUUUGCAACAUUUAUUCCAAGGUGUUCAAGCGAGGGGAUGCUCGAACGGGCUGCGGGAUGUCUCGAGACAGCCGGGCAGGGCUUGUUGCGGAAUUGCAAUGGCGUUCUCCGCAGCCAAAAGUCUCUAGAGCCGCAUUUUUGGAAACAACAAACUUGCGAAGCCUCAUGGCGUUUCAUUUCUUGUUAUAUCGAUAAGGCACGUCGAUCAUCUCCCUACUCCCGAGGGGCCAUACAGCACGCACACGAUCCAUUCUUAGACUUUUUAUACCCCGAUAAAUGUAUUCUUGCAGUGGGCUCUUGGGUUGCGAAGAAGAAGAAAGAGAACGUGCACCAUGGGAAAAGGCGUGCCAUGUCAAGGCUUACCAAGCAUAACUCGUCCCAAGCGUCGUGCUUCCUCUCCUGGCGUCGUGACACCGUUGUAAGGCUAAAUGUUCCCCGGUCCUUGAGGGCCAUUCAUACCGCAAAAGCAACUGUCGAUAGGCCUGCAACCAGACAAAGAGUUCUCAACACAUUAUUCGACGAGACGCGUCACAAGGAUUACGAUCGUAUGUGGGAAUUGUGGAAGAACAGCACUCAAGAACCGGGGCUGAGGUCUCGGCUGGUGGCAUCUCUGUCUCAGUCCGAAAGAUCUCUUGAUGUUGAUAGAGCUGUUUCAUUGUUUAAAAUGAUUGAUCAUCAUCAACGGACUGUGGGUGAUUACGAAUCAAUAUUUGACUCUCUACUUAGAGCUGGCCAUUUAUCGACGGUGGAGCUUCUUUGUGAUGAUGCUCUUGCUAAAGGGCCCACAAUCGAUGCUUAUGGCAUUGCCUUCACCAUAUCUAUCAUAGAAAUGAGGUGGGGAGAUGUAUUACAUCUUUGGAGAAGAAGCCAUGACAAACUCGGACGAAGCUUGUCGUCACUUGCUGAAUCUGGUGACCUUCCUGAUCAGGUUCUAUCGCUGUUAGAAUACGCGAGAAAGCAUACCGACCUCACCGGGGAUAGUAUGGACGCCCAGCUUCUAUCCAGCUUAUUGGAGGUGGUUUUGAAAUCAAAUACGAUCAUGCAACAUAUCAAAGUCGAAACAAUUCUUUCUCUGACGCGAGAAUUCAACGAUAUCGGUUUACUCACAGAGCUGCAUUAUGUACAAGGCAUUGAAACGUUGAUAAAAAUUGGGACACGUUUCUCCAUGGUUGCUGCAUUGGUUGUUUAUCGAAAUUUCAGAUGGCACUUGAGCAGCGCUAUCCCACCUACGAAACUUCUCUACCAAUUGUUGGAAACACUGGGCUCUCUAGAAACUCAUCAUGGGGUUCAGUAUCUCCUUGAUGAGUUUGUUCGCUUCCAUGAAAAGCCCUCGGUUGAAGCUUAUAUGUUGGCCCUGACUGCCUAUUCAAGAAGCGGAGAUGUGCCGAAAACCAAGGAAACUUUUGAAAAACUACUGAACCACUAUGGAAGGCCCUCUCCGAGGCUCUUUAAGUAUCCCGAAUACCCCAAAAUUCCGCGGAGUAUAAGAUGGGUUGUCCCGGUUCUCAGUGUAUACGCUAGAGUGGGCGAUUAUGCUGCGGCUGAGACUGAGUUUUACAAGAUCACACCUAUAUUCCGUUUGAAGGCCAAUAAUGCUUGCUGGAAUGUGCUUAUCUCCGCACAUGCAAACUCGCGCAGAAUCAAACAAGCUUUUAGAGUCUUCAGACGAAUGCAGAAAAAAGGGAGCUCUCCUGAUUCGUACACGUUCGCAAUAUUGAUGGGCCUCUGCGCAAAAUCCGGCGAUAUCGAAGGCACGAUGGCUCUCUGUCAAAUGGCCGAGAAAUCUAAUCAAAUGCACGCCUCACUGAUACAUGCUGUCGUGGAUGUUUAUUGUCACAAUCAAAAUCUCGAGAUGGCAGAACAGGUUGCAGAGUCUAGUUUGUCUUCUGCGCUUGCUGGAUCUUCUACUGGGAUAUGGAAUCGUCUGUUGUGGGCUCAUGCCUUUCGUGCAGACUUGGAUUCUGUUUUACGAAUCCAUGAACGUAUGAAAGAGUAUGGAAUACAGUUUAACGAGAUGACAUAUGCUGCCUUAAUGCUGAGCUUUUCUAUCGUCGGACAGCCUGCUUCAGCACGACGUCUUCUGCGAGCUCUUCAACGCAGUCGGCGAAUGCAUGCAACAGAGUUCCAUUACACUACUCUUCUUUACGGCUUUGUCAAGAAAGGAAAUCGGGACAUGGCUCAUGUCAUCUAUAAAGAAAUGGAAGAGAGAUUCGAAAAUCCUGGUCUUAGCGCACGUCUUUUAAUGUUGAGAAGUGGGCUUGCAAGAGAUACCGUUCAAGUUUUUGGAAGAGAUGAUAACGGCCCCGACUAUCGACUAUCUGCCUCCGAAGACCUGCUUUUCAAAUCUAUCUUCGAUUUCGACAGGAGGGAAUAUGCACGAAAGUAUCCGCACCCCGGAACAAGCGGCUUGCCAUAUCGCGAGGCUUUUCCCUCGCUCUACUAUGAGCCAAUUUUGAAGGCCUACAGUUCGGAUGGGAUUCAUCGCAGAAGCAAAGAACUGCUCGAUGAAUAUAUGAGGGGCAUUCAGUCUGCAACAUCCGCUGGUCAAUCCAAGGUCGUCCCGUCACUGCGCUUCUUAGCCGUGCUGAUGGAGGUGUUCUUGCAGGCUGGGAAUUUGGAGACAGUACACCUGUGUUGGGAGCUGGUAUUGGAAAGAGCUAGCGAGUUAACGAGGAAACUGAAUGUCACUGGCCUAACAGAGAGCGACUUCAGCCAACCACAAAGCGAUAUACUGCAGGUGCCUUUAGAAAGCAAGGACAAGAAAGCAACAAAAAAUCGGCAUGUUACAGUGGGUACGGAUUACAUGCAGCCAACAAUAAUACCAUCAGAGCAGUUUACUCUUUCGCGACAUUUCUCCCUCUACAUGCGAGCGAAGGGUGAAGCCCAGCAAACCUCGGAGCUACCCAAGUUAAUUGAAGACUAUGAGAGUCGAGGGUAUGCUAUGACAUCGGGAAAUUGGCUCACUUACAUUCGAACACUUGCCGCUUCCCCAAGAGUGUCGGAACAGCUUAGUGCUUUCGCCACUUUUGAGCGUAUAUUCAUGCCUAGCUUUCCUGGCUGGCAUCGACUGCGCCGUGGAGUUCAAUUGCGGCCACAAGGGACCCCUGACUCCCUCAAUCUGCUUGACUACCGACCAUUUGGUAGCAACCCAGAAACGCUUGGGAAAGCAGCUUCCAGGCUGUGGGGCAAAGUAGAUCCCACCUGGAUGCAACCAACGUAUAAUAUCAUGGUGUACCUCGCUGCAUCUCUGAAAGAAUUCAGACAUAGGAGUCUUUCCGAAGGUAGUGAAGUUUUGGAUCCUCUAUUUGAGGUCGCCCCUCAGACGAUGCAAGCUCUCAUUGACAUGCCUCAUCUACGGGAAAAAUUCCAAGGUGUUCUUCUUCGAGACCGUGUCGAGCAAGUCGACGCUGGUAAAGAAGGGCGUGACAGAUAUGUAUGGACUGGUGGUGUUCUAGGUGUUGGUGGCAAACGACGACCACACUUACGAACUGCCAUUGAACACGCAGAAUACGAAGCUGCAGAGUCUGAGCUGAAAACCGAUCCUGGCCAAUCUUAUCAAUCACUUGCUCAGGACUUGUCACCACAAGCGAGACUUGCCGAGGACGACCAUAGUAAUGAUGGAGAUAUUGACCAGACAGAACGCUUGAUGCUUCCUGAAGACGAACACAAUAUCGAAAUCGAGACGAGUCUUGAAUCGAGACGUCGUGAACGCGGCAUUGAUCCAGUCAAAGAUGAGCAGGAACGCGACAGGGGAGAAUAGAAGUCGCAGUCAAAGUAGACGGUGUCUACAGUGUAUAACCAUGUGACUCAUUAUUUUCAAUUGCUCAUACUGUCUAGAUAUUGAUGAUACCCACCAAGACUCGGCCCCAAUUGCAGGGUCGAUUGGUUGCCAUAUAUAUGUAUAUAUAUUGUACCGCAUAUAAAUUUCUUUUUAAUCAUAUAAUGUACACUAAACUAUGGUUAGUUACUGAAGAAUGUAACUCGAGGCUAUCUUAAGCAAA